CCUACAAAUCACAAUUACAUGUGAACGGUUCAUUGGCUCACGAAUGACGGGAAUAUGAUGCUAGGCAAUAGCUGAAACGAACGAAGUCCCUGAGACCCUUACCAAAAGGUUACGAGAAUCAGAGUGUGCUUAGGCUCUUUGAGUCGCCUAGUCUAGCCGCGUUGACUCAUGUCCGAUGACAGUUAACGAUAGCCUCUGUACGUCUUUUGCUGAUCUGCACCCAUGCUUUCUGGUGGCUCCCGCCGAUCGCGGCUUCUCUUCCCAUGGGCUCCAUUCGAGUGCUCGGGGCCGCCUCUGUCCAAAGAUAAGCGCGCACUUAAUGUUCUCACCCAUGGAUAGAAAAAUUCCGCGUACCCCUGGGGCCAGGUAAUAACGUCGCACAUCACUGAUCUGUGGGAUGCAUGAUUCAAACUCGACAGAAAUGACCGUUGACGAGAUGGCCAGUGCGAGUGCUCAUGCGAUGGUUAGUUCCAGAGGAUAAUCCUCCGAUGCAAGAAGAGAGGAUCUCAUUGCCGAUCUAGAGGCAUGAGAGUCAUUGCAUACGUCAAAAAAGCCAUGCUGUAAAUCCUCGAAGUUGCGCUCACGUGUCGGGCACUCCAAUUGCCGCCGCUGUCACACUCUCAUCUUCAACUUUCCUCCUAUGCAUUCCAUCCAGUUCCAUAAGCGCUAAUUUUGUACACUCUCAUGCUCGGACAAGCAAACGCGCACUUGAUCUCGGGUCCAAUCCAAUCCGUAUCUCCAUGAACGCGAAUCUUACGGGCCUCCCAUACACUAUUGCAUUGCCGCUCAGGGUUUGGCCGGGAUGCAUUCAUACCCGGCACUUCUCCAGUUGCUUCUUGCACACAUUUCCCGUCCCUUGCGGAGAACUUGCUUCUGGGGAACUAGCUAGAGAACAGGGCACGAGGCCGGUCGGGUUUGCGAAAACCAGUGAGGUUGCAGGCAUGACCAGGACGACGCUCAGUACUUCGUGUCGCAGUUCCACGGUCGGACGACUUCCUGACUGAGUAAUCCCUGGCGUUCCCACAGAACCGCCUUUUAAGUGACCGUGUCGAGCCCUGAAUACGUACUGCAUACAUCAUGGGUACUGUGCUCCAAACCACAUUCACAACACUCGCCGUUGUCGUCUUAUCCGCCCUUGCGGCGCCAUCUCCUGCCUGGAAUUUUGUUGAAAAGGGUGUCUCUGGGAUCGUCGCGCUCGAAGCGAUCGUGGUGUCCCCGAAGCUCGUCGUAUUCUUCGACCGCGCGACGAACGACCCCCUCAAGACCGCAGAUGGCAAGACGGCAUGGGGCGAGCUUUGGAACUUGGAAACCAAUACCGGAACCCCGCUGAAGCUUGUGUCGGAUUCUUUCUGCGCCUCGGGGGCGCUUCUCAGCAACGGCACGAUGGUCUCCGUCGGCGGGCACAUCCCUGAGCCUGCCGAUCUCAAUCAGACUGGGGCGGUGGACGGUCGGAUGGGUCUCAGGCUGUUUGGGCCAUGUCUUGACCCUCCUGCCGGAGCCGGCUGCAGUGUGUUCGAGGACUUGGAGCACCUUCAUCUGGCUGAAACUCGUUGGUACCCCUCGUCUCUGCGGAUCUUCGAUGGGUCCUUGAUGAUCGUCGGCGGCAUACAUGAAGGCACACCUUUCUACAACACUGAUCCUGUGAACAAUUUCGAAUUUUUCCCGUCUAAAGAUGGUGGCGUCCCACGACCUUCCGCUUUCCUUGAGCGCACCCUUCCCGCCAAUCUGUUUCCUCGUGUUUUUGCUUUACCUGACGGCAAAGUGUUCAUGAUUGCUAGCAACCAGUCCAUCAUCUAUGACAUCGAGGCGAAGACAGAGACCAUCUUGCCCGACCUGCCCAAUGGCGUUCGAAUCACCAAUCCUAUGGACGGGACCGCUCAGCUUCUGCCGUUGUCUCCGCCGGAUUACAUUCCAGAGGUGCUCGCGUGCGGUGGAUCAGACAAGAGCGAUCAAACCCCCGUAGAGCAACUCUCGUCGCAAGAUCCCGCUUCUUCGCAGUGCAGCCGUAUCACUCUGACACCGGCCGGUAUCGCCAAGGGCUGGGAAGUCGACCACAUGCCCCAAGGUCGUAUGAUGCCAGAGAUGAUCAUCAUGCCUAAUGGUCAGGUCGUCAUCAUCAACGGCGGGGAGACUGGGUAUGCUGCUCUAAGCUCAAUUGGCACGACGACCGGGAACUCGAACGCUGACCAUCCAGUGUUCACCCCAAUUCUCUAUACACCUUCUGCACCAUUGGGCCGGCGCAUGUCUCAAGCAGGGCUUCCAACGACCGACAUUGCCCGCAUGUAUCACUCAACGGUCACGCUCACGCCUCAAGGGAACAUCCUUCUCGGUGGAUCGAAUCCCAACCCGAAUGUCACAGUUGUGCCUCCAGGACAGCCAGGAUUCUCUUCGGAGUUUCGGAUUCAGACACUCGACCCCCCGUUUAUGUCGAUGGCCCGACCCACCCUGGCCAACGUUCCCACUCACAUCGGGUUCAAUCAGAAUUUCACGAUCCAAAUCAGCGUGCCUGCUGGCGUUUCCACCGCAUCCGUCAAAGUGGCUCUGAUGGAUCUCGGCUUCUCGUCACAUGCAUUCCACUCAAGCGCCCGGCUCGUUUUCAUGGACGCCGCGCUGUCCAAGGAUAAACGUUCUCUGACUGUGCUCAGCCCACCGAACAAUCGCGUCUACCCACCUGGUCCAGCGUUCAUCUUUGUCAGCAUUGGAGAGACGACGAGUGUCGGAGCUCACGUCAUGGUAGGAUCCGGGGCAAACCCUCCAGUCAAGGACCAAGGAGUUCCACUGCCGAUUUGAGUUACUCGACAAUAGUACAAUGGCUUUGAAUGGUACAAAUGAAUGAAACGUUGUGAAUUUCUUGAACCGGUAAAACGGAGUCCGCGUCGUGCCGUUUAGCCUGAGGCAACUUGAGAACUAAGAGCGGCCAAAACUCUCUAUUUGCAGCAGGGAAAGUAGUUUGGCUGCGAUGGCGAAAACUUGCACUGAGAUGUCGCGAUAAUUACGAGCUCAAUGGGAUCGGUAUAUAAGAUGGAGGCUGCUGUGGCGUUAGGGAGCUCUUCUCCGUCAUUCCCGGUUCCUCCCCCCUCGACAUCAAAAUGCUAUGUCCUUCGCAUCUGAAGACGACAAUCACCGCGCUUGAUAAGCUACUCGCCUCCUUUCGGGCCUCCACGCACAUGCACGUUACAGCAGAUUUCCAUAUGUAAAUUGGGCGCUGCCUCCCAUGUGCGAUGCCGCGAUCAGAGAAGGCAACUCGCCGUUGACUCUUUCGUGAUGUCAUUCGUCGGAAAGGGGUUCUAUGCCGAUUCGGAUCCCCAGUAGGAGUGCACAUUUAUAAGGAAGGGCUUGAAUCGAGACCCAAGGAAUCCAAUUCGAAGCAGCUCGUCUUUCGUCCUGCUACUACCACCGACACUGGGCAUCUGUUCCUCGACAUCAUGUCUAUUCAGAUCACCAACAUACUGCGCGACGCAGGCGACGAUGUGACUGGCAAUAUGGCAGCACAGGUGCGCGCCGGACUGCUCAGUUCUGGCCCCAAGCAUCUCCCGACCAUGCUGCUCUACGACGAGCGCGGGUUGAGACUGUACGACGACAUUACGACUAACGCCCCAGAAUACUACCUCUUCGGCGCUGAGGAGGAGAUCUUGAAGAACAAAUCAGAUGAGAUUGUGGCCGCAAUGCAUCGAGGCACGGGUGGCGUCUUCGACAACGAAGUCGUUCUCGAGCUGGGCGCUGGUGCACUACGCAAAACGUCCCACGUUCUUCUAGCCCUUGCUCGUCUCGUCGAAACCACGCCAGACUCGGACAUCCCACCCAUAACGUACUUCGCCUUGGAUCUCGAACAACGUGAGCUCGAGCGCACCUUGGGCGAAAUCAGUACUUCGGCCGUGGGAAAGAGCCUGGAGGGUAAGGUGGAGACGCGUGGAUUGUGUGCGACCUAUGACCAAGGACUCAAGUUUGCGCAUUCUGGCGGCUUGUGGCACACUCGUGGCAAUCGCCAACACCAAUCAAACUCCCGCCGAUCAUUCUCGUUGCACGAUUUCCGGGCAGUGCGCGAUGUCUCUCCUCCGAGCUCGUCUGGCAGUGGCUCGUCCGAGGCAGCGACAUCGCCACCCUCGACUCCAGAUGACACUCCUCCACCGGUGCACCUGAUGUUCCUGGGCUCAUCUCUGGGCAACUUCUCACGGUCUGAGGGAGCGACCUUCCUCCGCUCAUUGCCUCUCCGGCCUGGAUCCGGGGACACCCUUCUGAUCGGCCUGGAUCAUGACAAUGAGAAGGCUAUGAUUGAAGCAGCUUACAAUGACAGCCGGGGCUAUACGAAGCAGUUCAUCUUGAACGGUCUCAAGACGGCUGGCAGAGCGAUCGGGGAUGAAAAUUUGUUCGAUGAAGAUAAUUGGGAAUAUGUCAACAAUUACGACGUGACCGACCGGCGGCACGAAGCCUUUCUGCAAGCGAAGCGCUCUCAUACAGUGAUGCUCCCCGAAGAAGUCUGCUUUUCCAUGGGGGAGAAGGUCAAGAUCGAAGAGUCGUUCAAGUUUUCCGAUGCGGACGCUUACACUCUUUUCUCCGAGAGCAGCUUGCGAGUGAUUCAGCGCUGGACUGAUAGCACUCAUCGUUACUCACUUUGGCUGCUUGAACGGCCGCUGUUUACGUUUCCAUUAUUAUCAUCACCCCACGCAUGCGACUCUCGGGGCCAACUCGUGCCGAAGAAGUUAUAUUCGACCUCUCCAUUCGGUGUGCCUUCACCAGAAGAGUGGCAGAACCUCUGGGCGGCAUGGGAUUUUAUCACGCGCCGAAUGAUCCCAUCCUCCAUGUUGAUGCAGAAACCGAUCGAUCUGAGGCACAUUUGUCUGUUCUACCUCGGCCAUAUCCCGACUUUCUUGGAUAUCCAUUUGUCCAAGCUCCUCCAAGAGCCUCACACUGAACCCGAGUCUUUCAAGCGUGGAAUCGACCCCGAUGUCGACGACCCAAACAUGUGCCAUGUGCGCCAUCACGAAACUGUACCUACCGUCUACUUACUAUUCUUCCAGCCUCAUUCGGCAGUCCCACAAAACGAAAGCGAGUGGCCGACUAUGAUGCAGAUCCUUCGAUUCCAAGCCCGGGUACGCGCCCGGGUGCUCAAGAUCUACGAAAAAAUCGAUUCAGGCGCGUUGGCCCUGACACGCAAAGUCGGCCGGGUGCUCUUCAUGACAUUGGAACACGAGGCGAUGCAUGCAGAGACGUUGCUGUACAUGCUAUUGCAGAGAGCUGGGAGCGGGACGCUCCCACCUUCAGGAUUUGUGACUCCGCCCUGGGAGUCUCUAGCCGAACAGUGGGACUCGGAGCCCGCACCACACAAUUCCAGCAUCGUGUUGGGGCCCGAGAUGGUUGUGUAUGGGCAUGAUGAUCUCGAGGAUGAGGAUGACGCAGUCGCCGGCGACCAUGAGUUUGGCUGGGAUAACGAGCAUCCUAAACGCCAGACGCAAGUGGGCCAGUUCCGGAUCGAGUGGCGCCCUGUGACGAACGGGCAGUUCUAUCGAUUCUGGACGACCACCAGUGAAGAUGUGGCUCUGCCUGCCAGCUGGGUCGAGGUUGACGGGGAGAUGCGGGUCCGCACUCUCUAUGGGCCCAUUCCAAUGAAGAUCGCCAAGAACUGGCCCGUGCUGACGUCGUAUGCCAACCUCUCCAAGUACGCUGUCGUCCAGGGCGGUCGCCUGCCCACUGAGGCCGAGCUCCGGUUGUUCAACGCCAAAUUCUCGGCUGGGCACGGGGGAGGAGAAAACGUCGGCUUCCGGAACUGGCAUCCUGUCCCUGCCACCACUGGCAACGGUCGGCGGGGCAGCAACGGCGGAGUCUGGGAAUGGACGUCUACCGUGUUCGACCGGUACGACGGAUUUGUGCCGUCCAAGUUGUACCCAGGGUACUCUGCAGACUUUUUUGACGAGAACCAUCGUGUUGUGCUUGGCGGGUCAUAUGCUACGAUCCCCCGUCUCGCCGAGCGCAAGAGUGUUCGUAACUGGUAUCAUCACAAGUAUGCUUACGCUUGGACCGCCGGCCGAGUCGUAUAUGAUGUGUGAUGUUGGGGGUUUGAAAUGGUCGGAAACGACCUCAAUCUGUAUCAUCUACAUCUCUGUAACCACCGGCAAUGUAACACCGCCUUUUGCAUUCACAGUUUAUGCAAAAUAGCUAGGGGGCGCAACAUUUGUCGAGUCUCCAGACGCGGCUGCCUCCGCUAGCGGUGCUUCCGACCUCUUGGAAGUCACUUCGGGCAUCGCAGGAGGAUGGCUCAGGUCGAUGACAAAUGGCGACACCUGUCGCUCUAGAGGACCGCGCCUCAUUAACAGCGUGGUUUGGUUGCGUGGAACAAUUCCUAUUCGAUCCACCGAGUUCGACUCUGGUCCAUGAUUCUGCUUGCGCUUGCAAUAUCGUGAUAUCAUCAGCACGGCGAUGACACAGCCCAUCAAACCUCCGACUAUCCCGCCAAGGAGUGCUGCGGAAGGACGGUGCCUUGUAACGGAAGAUUGGAGCGCUGGAGUCGAAGAUGGAUAAGCAGUAUUCAGUGCACUCCAUGCGGACAUCGAUGAACUGGCCGUUUGAGAAAGGAAGGUUGACGAUAUCCAAACCGAUGUGGUACUGACUCCAUCGGCACCCUGCGUCGAUGUUGAGUGUGCAGAUGAAACAGAAGAAACAGAAGAUGUAGGCGAGGAUAUCAUCGUCGUGGUCGAUGUGGGAUGGGCAGAUGUUGUUGAUAUGGCAUCUCCCGAUCUACUGGUGCUGAUAUCAGCAGUUGAAGUCGCUGUAUGCAAGGUGGUAGCGACGGGCUGGGUUGUGGUUGAGGUUGUGAGCUGAGGACUGGGUUGUGUUGCAGGCACAGGAGCAGGAGCAGAAUUGGGUGUGCUUCCAGAGUUCGACGGGGGAACGCUGCCCGCAGGGAGGACAGUCAAGCUGCUUCCCCAUUCUCCAGCCGUGUAGAGAGCUAAUUCACUGGCGAACACGAAGCUCGACGUAUCCUGCGGCAACGGCCAGCCGUUCGGCACACUAGUGGAGACAGACCACGCCUUGUCCGACACAAGAAUCUCUGGGGAUCCUUCCGUGUAUUCGAGCUUGAUUGCCGCAAGGAGCCCCGGGGGCGGGCUGCCCGUGUCGUUAUCAUUCACCGCCAGGAUGGAGAAUGUGUUCCACGAUGCGGCGAGCGGGGCGAAGAAGGUUUGCACGGACUUCCAGCCAUCCGCUCCCCUAUCGACGUGGGCGGUCUGAUUCCCGUUGACCCAAAGAGUGUAACUGUUCACAACUGUGAGGUGUAUGGUCGCUGAGGAUGCGGUUCGGCCAGUGGGGGUGGCGUAGCCACGCAGAACGGCGAUAGUGCCUGUCGCAGAAGGAUUCGUCCAUAUCCAGUGUGCGGAAUCCAGACCAGCGUCAGAAACAGAGUCUCGUUCGACUACGGUUUCAGAGGCUCGAAAGGCAGGCCGGGCGUAGGAGAGUCGCGAUGGAGCGUAACAGAGAAGGAAUACAACAAGGAAAAGACAGUAUCGCGGAAUGAACGCUGCGGCGGAUCGGAUCCUUUUCCUCUCGAAUUUCCUUCUAACGCACCUAGGGUGGCCAACAUCGAAGUUCGGACGUGGGGCAAAGAGAGCGAGGAUGGGAUCGACACAGAUCGUCCUCUAUAAAAAACGACUUGUCCCAUCGAGGAUACGCAUGACUUGCGUGUGUAGAUCGGGAGGAUCUUUCGUGCAGGAGGUAACAAGUCUGGAGGGAUCAUAGUUGAUCAUGUGAUGAUCGACAUUCAUAUGAACGAUCACCCUUCGUAAUUGUAUCGAUGAGAUCAUUCUGUGACCUGUCUCACUGUUUACGACUCGCAUGGCAAAUCCAUGAACAAGAUAUCUAUCCACCGUCGCGUCCAUGAACUCGUGAAAACAGCGCCGAGUACAGCGAAUCAGCUUCCGCUGGGAAUGAGCACCGCGGUCCAGGUCGUGCGAGGAGAUGUCGCGGUGCAGUUCCCAGAGACGCGGAUCUAAAUCGUCACCAUAUCAGCAACGAGUGAUGUGAAGAACCCAGUAUCGUCCCGUGAG
Mycena citricolor is the source of this 8036-nucleotide messenger RNA. NCBI's taxonomy places the organism in Eukaryota, Fungi, Basidiomycota, Agaricomycetes, Agaricales, Mycenaceae. The record is from the annotation of a GenBank genome assembly.